Molecule: messenger RNA, 884 nt
Organism: Cyclopterus lumpus (lumpfish)
Lineage: Eukaryota; Metazoa; Chordata; Actinopteri; Perciformes; Cyclopteridae
Gene: smco4
Product: single-pass membrane protein with coiled-coil domains 4
Exons: 2
Coding region: 356-535 (59 amino acids)
Source: RefSeq, a predicted model, not a curated record
UGUUUUUACGUUACGUUACGUUACGUUACGUUACGUCACGUCACGUCACGUCACGUCACGUCACUACAUCGACGUGACGUGCGUCUCUUGUUUAUAUUGUUGUUGUUUUUUUGUCAACAGUGUGGUUGUAGUGACGCUCAGUCAUUCGCGGUUUAAAAUACCUAAUUUGUGUUUUGUCAACGGUCGGAAUCGUAAAUGACGUCACAGUGUCGCGCUUUGGUUCGUCCCCGUGGUCGUUCGUGUCCUCUGAGCCGCUGACGUCACUUGCUGCGUUCAAACUCAGGCGAUAAAACUUGAUUUUAGCAAAUUUUUCAAGUUAAAAAGUACUGUUCCUGAGAGCCCACCGGAGGCAGCCAUGAGGCAGCUCAAGGGGAAACCCAAAAAGGAGACGUCCCGGGACAAGAAGGAGCGUAAGCAGACCAUGCAGGAAGCCCGGCGGCAGGUGGCCACCAUCGUGCUGCCGACACUCGCCGUCCUGGUGCUGAUCAUCGUGGUCUUCGUCUACGUGGCCACCAGGCCGGGCGACAUCGAGUAGACGUCAAAGACUCCCACACGUGACAGUGGCUUUACCCAGAGGAUUACCCCCCCGCCCCCCCUCACACAAUCAUGUGACCGCCGGCCAUUUUAAGCUUCCCCCAAAGAACCGGUUCCGUGCCUUCAGGUGGAUCCAAAGGACUCGGAGCGGCGAGUUGGACCCAAAGGGGUCUGGACUCUGUGAACAAUGGACACCGUAUGAGCAGAGGAGGACCGGAGUCUCUUCCUCUUUAAUGUGAAUGUUUGGCCGCCGUUUGUUUUCCGUUAAGUUAUUGACGAGUCGCUCGUGACAACGUGCCUUAACACAUUCUGUUUCAUUUCAGUUCAAUAAAUGAAUUUUUUAAAAUAUC